GCCCGGUCUCUUUUUCUUUCUCCCGUUAGCGGUGAAGGUGCAACAGUAAUCGGUCGUCCCGAGCCCGGGUUCAUCCGACACCCUCACCACCCGAAGCUGAACUGAGCUCCACCUGCACAGCGACAACAUGCCUCCCAAAUUCGACCCCAACGAGGUUAAGAUCGUGUACAUGAGAUGUACAGGAGGAGAAGUCGGCGCCACCUCAGCUCUGGCCCCCAAAAUCGGACCUCUGGGUUUGUCUCCCAAGAAAGUUGGUGACGACAUCGCCAAGGCAACCGGUGACUGGAAGGGCCUGAGGAUCACCGUGAGGCUGACCAUCCAGAACAGACAGGCCACGGUUGACGUCGUUCCCUCUGCGUCUGCUCUGAUCAUCAAAGCUCUGAAGGAGCCUCCUCGUGACAGGAAGAAGGUCAAGAACAUCAAGCACAGUGGAAGUGUGACCUUCGAUGAGAUUGUGGGAGUUGCUCGCACCAUGAGGGCUCGCUCCAUCGCCAGAGAGCUCUCUGGAACCAUCAAAGAGAUUCUGGGCACCGCUCAGUCUGUCGGCUGCACCAUCGAUGGGCGUCCUCCCCAUGAUGUCAUCGAUGACAUCAACAGCGGCAAAAUCGAGUGUCCAUCCGAUUAAAUGAACAAAUAAAAUGUUCAAAAACUGAA
Messenger RNA from Anoplopoma fimbria (sablefish), 654 nucleotides. It is a transcript of the gene rpl12, whose product is annotated as ribosomal protein L12. Lineage: Eukaryota; Metazoa; Chordata; Actinopteri; Perciformes; Anoplopomatidae. Bases 128 to 625 code for a protein of 165 amino acids. Gene Ontology annotation, molecular function: structural constituent of ribosome; large ribosomal subunit rRNA binding. Gene Ontology annotation, biological process: translation. The transcript has 6 exons. Gene Ontology annotation, cellular component: cytosolic large ribosomal subunit; ribosome. The record is from RefSeq and is a predicted model, not a curated record.